This is a messenger RNA of Uncinocarpus reesii 1704, 7920 nucleotides long. RefSeq lists its product as uncharacterized. The record is from RefSeq and is a predicted model, not a curated record. Lineage: Eukaryota; Fungi; Ascomycota; Eurotiomycetes; Onygenales; Onygenaceae. The transcript is spliced from 7 exons. Bases 1 to 7920 code for a protein of 2639 amino acids. Gene Ontology annotation, molecular function: protein serine/threonine kinase activity; protein binding. Gene Ontology annotation, biological process: DNA repair.
AUGGGGAGAAUACCCCAUGCCGCAUUUAGUGCCGUAAACUCAGUACUUGCAAAGUCAAUAACAGAUAAUGUCUUGCUAAUUCAAGAGACAAUCUUUGAUCUUCUUCCUACCAUUCGGCGGUUCUGGGUUACAAAGUCUAGCCCGCUGAGAGACGAAAUGUUAAUGACCUUGAUGCUUGGGAGCGAUGUUCUAACCAAACACAAGGCCUCCCCUGAACUACCUAUUGAAGCUUUGCAAGGCCUAGCUGACCAAAUUCACCGAACUUACGUACGAUUGCCAGAGAAAGACAUUUUGCAAGUCGACGAUCUGAUAUUCAACUUUGAAUCGAGCCCAAUUCCAAUGGCCCUUAAAUUUAUGGCCCCUCGCAUUACCGUGGGUAAAUCCUUGCAACAUUGGAUGACUCUAUCAACGGUAGCAAAUCUCUUAAAGCUCCUGGAUAACUUUUAUCUCCAUUCUAAUCGUCCGAAAGUGGAUGGGGAAUCGAACAAGAGGCAGCAAUUUAUGUCAAGGAUCGACGAUAUCUUCCGUGAUGCGUCAUUGGCCCCUGCUGUAAACCGAAUAGCUGCGCUUCAAAUUAUCCCAUUUGUCCUCUCUCGAGUGGAACUCAGCUCUGAACGCGUUUCAUCAUUGAUGCAGCUACUUACUGUCAACGUUCUUGAUGAAAGCCCAACGGUGUCUUCUUGGGCAAUGAUUGCCAUUGCAAGUGUUGCUAGUUGCGAAUCUGCAUGCUCGGAUGAGCUAAAAGCGAACUGGGCCCAUAUGUGGGAGUUAGCAUCUCGCACUUUACCAUCCCCUGGCACAACCCGCGCUGCAUGCACGCUAAUGUGCGCCAUUAUUCAUUACCAGCUACUAGGUUAUGUUGACAUUGUAAGCACAUUCGAAUCUGUUAUAUCGUCGGUGGAUCUCAAUGGGCCUUCCACCCUCACCGAUUCCGCGCUAUAUCUUUGGACCACUAUGAUGGAUUUAAGAUUAAAGACAAACCCGGCGCAAAGCCAAGAGAUGGCCAAACAGAUUUGCGGCUGGCUAAAGACAACUUGGACAAUCGGUCCAGUUACUGAUAGGCUUCAUGCGUCUCAGAUUGCCUGGUUUGCGCGACCUUUGAGCAUACUCAACUUGCUUAUAUCUUGUACUGGCAGAAACUUCAUUACUUUGACUCCCAGUUUCCACGGCCCGCUUUCUCGAUUGGCCAAAAUGUGGAUUUUCUAUAAUCAGAAGCGCAAAUUGGCUAAAUAUCUACUUCUCAUCGAUCCUCAAGAUUGCUUCGAAUGCUCCACUGAGACUUUCCAAGGAAGCAUUGAUAUCUCGCCUUCUACAAGGUCUAAUCCUCAUGACGCGAUUGUUUUAGACCUCCUUCAGACUAGACUUGAUUCGUUUGGCCAGGUUUGGACGCAAUCUUUUGCAGAUAAAUCUAGCCACACCACUGCCGAGACCCUUCAGACUUUGGUAUCUCUGUGUGUGAUCAUAUACUCGUUUAUCGAAUUCGUUCCUUCUCACUCUUUUCGUGCCGAGAAUCUAAGCCGCGCUACUGAUACUUUGUGGGGGAGUCUUUGCGAACAUAUGUCCCACGAUGCGGAGUCGCUUGAGCAUUGCUUGGACGUUUUGUCUCCUCUAAUAUUAUCGUUGGAGCUUCCUUUUAAUCGAAAAAGCAUCAUUCUACUGGCCCUUAGUAAAUUGUCGUCAGGGUUGUUACCACUUCUGAACAAUCGGCGCCAACUGGAAAGGGACGGAGUAGGGACAGGCGAAGCAAUGGACCUUGAUGAUCAGUUUUCGUCCCAGGAGAGCAACUAUGCUCAGACGCAAAUUGUCUCAAAAUAUAACCGCGAGGACAGUGGCAUGGUUAUUUUCGAGGACACUGACUCCAUCCGGAUAGCGACUACAAUCCAGCUUUCACUUCUCGAAAAGUUUUCUACUGUUAGUGACCCUACGGAGCUCAGCGCUUUCAUUAGCAGCUAUAUCGAAACUUGGGAUGAGGUCGAUAUACUGGCUGGAUGGCCAUAUUUGUGCAAAUUUGUGAACUGUAUGCCUGGCAUCCCUCGGGCCGAUGCAUGCAACUUGAUAGAAUAUUUUGGUGAGCAAUGCCUCCAGUCCUAUAACCUCGAACGGUGCGAAGCGUCAAUGUGUGCUUGUAUACAAUUAAUAGCGUGCUUUGUCGAGCUUUGGACAACAAACGAGAACGAUGACCUUUACGAUUCCGCAUCGGAUAUCUACAUGUGGUUUGUUGAUGUGUUGAUAGGGAAAGGAGUGGGAACCUCCCAAGCCUUGAUCAGGCUUGCAGGACUGUUAAAACAAGUGCUCAACAUUAAUCCAAAGUUUCUUAGGGAAAAUCGCUGCCCUUCUCCUCGGACAAGCCUGUUCAGCAUUCUCCGCGACGGCGACUUGGUAGUAAAAUUCCACGUUUCGAGUUUGAUUCCUGGAAUAUUCGGCGGGUUUGUUCUAAAAGAACAUGACGCAAUUUUCGAUGACAUUCUGGAAAGCCUUCCUCGGGAUCGUGAGUGGGAUGAGGGAAUAGCAUUGCGCUUGUUCGUUCUUGCUAAGCUUGCAUCACGCUGGCACACGCUACUUCGCCGGAGUAUAUACCAUAUAUUUGAGACUCCGGGUCAAGUGCCGUCAUCUACGUCUUAUGCCAAAGCUUGCCUACAGAAUGUUUCCGAAGCACUAGGGCUGAAUGAUGCGAGAGAAAUAUUUAAACUAUUCUCUUCUCAGAUCAUUUAUACAUGGUUAGAGACGCAGUCCCUCACAAAACUGCCAUUUGGCGUAUUCGGUUAUCUCUCACUUAGAGAUUUACUUGUCGAUAUUCAAGAUGAAGUCAUUGCCCAGAUGGUUAUGCGUGUCAAAGACGAAGACAUGACUGAAAUUUCUGCAUGUCUAGGGUCGUCUUUUCCAAACUUAUUAACCGAAUCAUUUUACAAAGCUGAGGCCUACAGCAUUGCCCGCGAUAUCAGCAUGCCCCCAUCUCAAGAUCCCAAGCUAAGAGGCUCAGAAAGUGGGAUGAAAAAACUACUGGGACCCGAUAAAUUCUUGAGUCUUGUGGAGAGGUUCUUCCCCGAAAUCGUCGCUGUUAUUUUCAAGUCUAUGGAUCAAACUGAGCAGAUCGAGAGAGCAUUUGCGAAGCGUCCUCGAUUCCAACGUGCUGGUAAUACAUUAAAAAAUAUUUGCGAGAGAAGCGCAUCCGACGCCAUUUUACCGAUUGGCCAGCAGCCAUCAUUUCGGGCAAGAUACCUAAUAGACGAACUGGAAUUCCUUUCCAAACGCACUGGCUACGACCUCGAGUCAAUGUGGACCCCGGCACUUGUCUCUUUUGUGGCAAGGGAACUCAUAGAAUCGAUACAUCCAGCAUUGGGAUCAUUGCAUGCAUGUGCUAUUAUUCGAAAACUGAGAGCCCUUGUCUGUAUCGCUGGGCCGUUAGCCUUAGAAGAUUAUCCUCUCGAAAUGCUUUUGCAUUGUCUCGGCCCGUUUCUCACUGAUUUCCAAUGCUCCACAGAUGCAAUUGGCGUUUUCUGGUACUUAAUAGACUCGGGACGAGAGCACCUCUCCUCUAACCCUUCUUUCCUAGCUGGUCUAGCUGUUUCCACGCUCGCUUCCCUUCGAGGAUUUCUCUCUUCUAAGCACGACAGUACAACACAAGAAACCCAUUUUCGUGCAACGAUGUCCAAGGCGGAGGCGUUUCACCGUUGGUUCUCGGAAUUCUUGGAUGAAUACCAGGCACCGGCACUCAACGAGGAAGAAAAAACGUCAUUGCGAAAAAUAAUCAGAUCGUCUCAAAACAUUCGCCUUGCUGGCAAUGCUUCCAAAAGCACGUACGAAGGUGAACUUAUGGUGGAACUCCUGCAAGAUAAAGUUUCUGGAAGGAAGUUGUUGAGUAGUCCAGCUUCAGACCUGGUGUUUUCUCGGCUAUGCCAUGACUUUCAGAGACCUAAUACCUUCCGUGACGAUGUUUUGGGCGACGAUAAAGCUGCCUGUUCAAAUACACUCGGAUUGUGGACUUCGUUGGAGAACAACUCACUUGGCUCUGGCUAUAGACUUUGGGUGGCCAGAGCGCUCGGAAGAUCAUACGCAGCCACAGGCGUAGUUAGUGAACUGUUACUUCGGGAACAGCGGGUUGAAUUCCCUGAGGGCUUUAACGAGGACAAUCUCGUGAACUCCAAAGUGUCGAUUCUUCACUCCCUAUGUGAUUGUCUUUUUUCAAACAAUCACCGAAGUGUCGGGCUUGCGGAGAGGACUUUGCAGAUGAUCAUGGAUGGAUUAACUAAAAAGAGCGGUUUUGAGGAGUGCGAAGAGGCUAUUCCCGCAUCUUUGAUGAAGGCACUGGUUUGGGCUCCCUAUCGUUGUCCUGAAUUGGCUCUGGGAGAAACUGAGAAAUCAUCCAUUGACCCUAAUUUGCGCUGGAUGCCGUCUGUGUCCGUUCUCGAAUUCGCUAAAGCAUUCUCACUGGCCCUGUCCCUGAGAGCAACCGGUGAUCCUGUGGUCGGGGCACUACAACCUAUCCUAUUCGCAAUUCCUACUCUCGCGGCACAGCUGCUUCCGUAUGUUCUUCAUGACGUAUUGCUGCUGGAAAGCGAUGGGAGCCAAAAGACCCGACAAGCGGUAUCAGCUGUGUUUCGGGAAGCGUUCCGUGAUGCCCAAGAAUGCACCCUUCCACAUAUCCGGCUAAUAAUUUAUUGCAUUCUUUAUCUUCGGCAUCAACCACUCCCUAAUGAGUCCACGAUGGAUGAGAGAGAUAACUGGCUUGAUAUUGAUUUCAUAGAUGCUGCAUAUGCAGCCACCAAAUGCCGGAUGUAUAAAACUGCUCUCUUAUUCGUGGAGAUUAAUCAUUCACGUAUUGCUACGUCUUCUCGAAGGUCAUCGGCUGUCAAAUUUGUGGAACCUACAGAACUGCUUCACAAUAUCUUCUCAAACAUAGAUGACCCCGAUAUGUUCUAUGGUGUCCACCAAGAACCUUCGAUCGAAACUGUCCUUGGAAAGCUAGGCUACGAGAGCUCCGGGCUGAAAAAUCUGGCUUUCCAGAGUGCGUAUUAUGAUACAAGCAUGACUAUUGAUGGAAAUUCCGAUGAUACAAGCGCUCUUGGGAUUCUCAAAGCUUUGAAUUCAACGAAUUUUCAGGGCAUAGCAAAUGCUAUGUUCCGUGCACCAGGUGUAGGUGAAAGGCGGCCCGAAGUUUUUGAUAGCAUGCUCUCCACAGCUUUGUGCCUUAAACAGUGGGAUAUCCCAAUACCUAAUACCACCUCUCCUACUGGCAACAUUUUCAAAGCUUUGCAAAGCUUAAACACAUUCGAAGAAAAAGCUCAGCUAGUACAGGUUUUGGAUGAAUGCUUUCUAGACAUGCUUGGUUGCUUAUCAAAGGAAAACCAGUCACUUUCGUCUCUCAAGGACACAAUGCAAGCCCUGGGGGUGUUGUCUGAAUUAGAUGAAAUUCUCUCCUCCGAAUCAUACCAGCAAGUUGCGGAUAGCUGGGAGAGGGUGUUAAAUCGGAGCCUAUGGCUAAAAUUUGAAAGUUUUCACGAUAUUGGGCAAAUUCUAGCUAGCCAUGAAGCAAUCUUCUCAAUGAUUAGCCGAAAACCUCAUUUGCGGACAAUGUUAGCCACAAAUGCCCGAGAUGCGCAACUUUUAGAAGUUAAAGCAAUCCGGGAAUCUCUAAGGAUCAGCCGAGAACACGAUGUCCAUCAGGCUUCUCUUAAGUCCGCUAUGCUGUUGACGAAGUUGAUUGAGCCGUGCUCUCAGCUCGGAGUCGAGAUUGAUGCGGCGGUGACUUUAGAUAUGGCAAAUGUGCUAUGGGACCAAGGGGAAAUGACAACUUCCAUUAAGAUGCUGCAGCAACUCAGUGAGAAACGUGACGUGCACAAGCAAUCAAUUCCCGUGAACCGCGCAGAGAUCUUAGCUAGCUUGGGACAUCAUAUUGCCGAGGCGAGGCUCGAAAAGCCCGAUGUUAUCAUUCAAGAUUAUUUGAGUCCAGCCAUUAGAGAGCUCAAAGGACAUCUCGAUGGAGAGGAAGCAGGUCUUGCUUUCCACGAAUUUGCUGCCUUUUGCGAUCAACAGUUACAAAAUUCUGACAUGUUGGAAGAUUUCAAACGUAUAGAACAAAUCCGUCAUCGAAAAGAGAAAGAAGUCCAAGAUCUGGAGCAAAUGAUGAAAGCAGCCCAAGGAAAAGAGAGAGACCAACUACGAAUCUAUCGAUCGAAAGCUAAACAGUGGUUUGAUCUUGAUGAUCGCGAAUAUCAACGCUUGAAGCAAAGUCGAGAGACUUUCAUGGAGCAAUCCCUCGAGAACUAUCUGCUUUCACUUAAAGCCUGUGAUACCUUCAGUAACGAUGUCCUUCGUUUCUGUGCCUUGUGGCUUGAUAACUCGAACAGUGAAACUGCCAAUAAAGCUGUCGCUAAGUAUUUAUCGCAAGUUCCAAGCAGAAAAUUUGCACCUUUGAUGAACCAGCUUUCAUCUCGAAUUCUGGACGUUGAUGAUAGUUUUCAACCUCUUUUGUUUGACUUGGUAUUCAGAAUUUGCAUGGAACAUCCAUACCAUGGGAUGUACCAAAUCUUCGCUAGCAGCAAAUCAAAGGCCGGAAAGGACUCGAUGGCGAAAUCUCGUUACAACGCUGCAGGGAAACUCGUUGAACGACUUAAGAGCGAUCGGGCUGCAGGUCCAACAUGGGUUGCAAUCCACAACACUAAUAUCAGCUAUGUACGGUUCGCGAUGGAAAAGGCGGAUGAGAAGGUCAAGACUGGGUCUAGAGUACAGCUCCGAAAAUCCAUCACAGGUCAACGACUGGAGCACGAUGUUACCAGGCAGAAAAUCCCACCUCCAACCAUGAAGAUCCAACUUCGUGCAGAUUGCGAUUAUAGCAAUGUCCCGCGCCUUACAAAGUUUCUGCCGGAGUUUACGGUUGCGUCGGGAGUCAGUGCGCCUAAGAUAGUCACAGCUAUUGCGUCCGAUGGACUGCGCUACAAACAAUUGUUUAAAGCGGGCAAUGAUGAUUUACGCCAGGACGCUAUAAUGGAACAGGUCUUUGAACAAGUCAGUAAUCUACUUCGAUCUCACCGAACUACCCAACAGCGCAACCUUGGUAUUAGAACCUAUAAGGUUCUUCCCCUUACUGCUAAUGCCGGUAUCAUCGAGUUUGUGCAAAAUACUCUCCCGUUACAUGAUUAUUUAAUGCCCGCACAUCAGAAGCACUUUCCUCGGGAUAUGAAGCCGAAUGCUUGCAGAAAGCACAUAAGUGACGCGCAGACGAAAUCGUUGGACCAACGGCUCAAAAUCUACCGGCAAGUGACGGACCACUUCCAUCCAGUCAUGAGAUAUUUUUUCAUGGAGAAAUUUCAAAACCCAGACGACUGGUUUAGCAAACGGCUAGCGUACACGCGAAGCACGGCAGCGAUAUCUAUUCUUGGACAUGUGCUUGGCCUUGGUGAUCGCCACGGUCAUAAUAUCCUUCUUGACGAAACAAAUGGCGAGGUAGUGCAUAUCGACUUGGGUGUAGCGUUUGAGCAAGGCCGCGUUUUGCCCGUCCCAGAAGUGGUUCCGUUUCGACUCACUCGCGACCUUGUUGAUGGAAUGGGAAUCACCAAGACAGAAGGAGUAUUCAGACGCUGUUGCGAAUUUACCCUGGAAGCUUUACGUCAGGAAUCUUACCGCAUUAUGACCAUUCUUGACGUGUUACGGUAUGAUCCUUUGUAUAGCUGGUCAUUGUCUCCGCUUCGCAUGAAGAAAAUGCAAGAUACGCAGGAGGCUGCUGGCGGAGCAGAAGCUGUAAGCGAGGGCGGGAAAGGGGCAGUGAACGAACCAAGCGAGGCGGAUCGAGCUCUAACAGUGGUGGCUAAGAAAUUGGGCAAAACGCUGAGCGUGGCCGCAACAGUUAAUGAGCUGAUUCAGCAGGCUACGGACGAAAGAAAUCUUGCUGUAUUAUAUUGCGGGUGGGCUGCAUAUGCAUAG